Messenger RNA from Hyla sarda, 919 nucleotides. It is a transcript of the gene ANAPC15, whose product is annotated as anaphase promoting complex subunit 15. NCBI's taxonomy places the organism in Eukaryota, Metazoa, Chordata, Amphibia, Anura, Hylidae. The record is from RefSeq and is a predicted model, not a curated record. Gene Ontology annotation, biological process: regulation of mitotic cell cycle spindle assembly checkpoint. The transcript has 5 exons. Gene Ontology annotation, cellular component: anaphase-promoting complex. Bases 128 to 490 code for a protein of 120 amino acids.
GACGUCAUAAGAGCGGCGGAAGAGAGUCGAGGCGUUCUAUCCGUUCAGAAUCUAUGAUAAGUGUCGUGUAGGGGCGUGGCUUGUUGGACCGUUACCCGCCAUCUUACUGGAGGCAGCCGAUAAGAUCAUGUCCACUCUGUUCCCAUCGUUGUUCCCACAAGUCACGGAGUCUUUAUGGUUUAACCUGGACCGACCGUGUGUGGAUGAGAACGAACUCCAGCAGCAGGAGCAGCAGCACCAGGCCUGGCUCCAGAGCAUUGCAGAGAAAGACAACAACCUAGUGCCCAUAGGGAAGCCCGCCUCCGAGCCUUAUGACGAGGAGGAAGAGGAGGACGAUGAGGAUGAUGAGGACAGUGAGGAAGACUCUGAGGACGACGAGGACAUGCAGGACAUGGACGAGAUGAACGACUACAACGAGUCUCCGGAUGACGGCGAGAUCGAGGCCGACAUGGAGGGAGCGGAACAGGACCAGGACCAGUGGAUGAUCUGAGGCUCCUGCAUGGAGAUCUGUACAGCCCUGGGGGAUAACAUGGACCCGACACAGAUCACUUACCUGUCCCUAUAGGGGAGACUACACUACGGCGCACACGAGGCUCCGCAAUGCAGAACCUCAGAGACUCGGGCCACAUUACGUUUCUGGUCCACGUUCCAUCUGUACGUUUAAUGCAGAAACAUGAGCUGGAUCCGCGUGUACCGAUGGAGCCCAGGACCGCACCCAAAAUAUGGGGGAGCCCUCCAGUAUUUGUAUUUCGGGGUGACAUUAGUGAUCGCUGUUAUGUGAUGAUAUUUAUUGAUUUUACAAUAAACUUGCAUUUCGUUUUUUUUUCUUUUUAUUUUACAUACUCGCCCCCCGCGUCCUGUUUAUUGGAUGAUUCGUAUGAAUAUUUAUUAUGGUCAUCACCAGUUUCUAGGCUCAGGU